This is a messenger RNA of Syzygium oleosum, 963 nucleotides long. Its product is annotated as peptide methionine sulfoxide reductase B1, chloroplastic. The transcript has 6 exons. Gene Ontology annotation, biological process: protein repair; response to oxidative stress. Gene Ontology annotation, molecular function: peptide-methionine (R)-S-oxide reductase activity. NCBI's taxonomy places the organism in Eukaryota, Viridiplantae, Streptophyta, Magnoliopsida, Myrtales, Myrtaceae. The coding region runs from base 49 to 693 and encodes 214 amino acids. The record is from RefSeq and is a predicted model, not a curated record. Gene Ontology annotation, cellular component: cytoplasm.
CCAAAAAAAAAAAAAAAAAUUCUGGGAAGGCUUGCGAAAAGGUCAGCAAUGGCUUCCGCUUCGGCUUCUGGUACUUUGUCGCUGCCGAAGUACAUAUACGCGAAGACCCAUCUUCCGUUGCUUCCCAAUUCGAAGUUCGUCGUGUCGCCUUUUCAAUCCUUGAGGAAAGCGAGAACGGGGCAGCUCUCUGUUCGCGCCAUGGGGUCCUCUGCUUCUUCCCAGAGGCCUGACAACCUUCAAGAUGAAGUUGGCCCAGUCUCCGUGAGUGAUGAAGAGUGGAAGAGACGCCUGACUCCGGAGCAGUACUACGUUGCCCGGCAAAAGGGCACCGAGAGGGCCUUUACUGGGUACGAUCGGUUCUUGGGAAUGUUGCUUGUUUCUCUUGUGUGUUUCAAGACUAUGGAGUAUUGGAACACCAAGAUCCCAGGAACAUAUCAUUGCAUUUGCUGUGACACUCCUCUGUUCGAAUCAAAUACAAAGUUUGACAGUGGAACUGGGUGGCCAUCAUACUAUCAGCCCGUAGGGAACAAUGUCAAAUCAAAAUUGGAUCUCUCGAUCAUUUUCAUGCCACGCCAGGAAGUCCUGUGUGCUGGUUGCGAUGCGCAUCUCGGUCACGUCUUUGAUGACGGGCCACCUCCCACUGGUCAACGCUAUUGCAUCAACAGCGUUUCAUUGAAGCUGAAACCAAAGUAGAGGACACACCAAAGUCGCUAAGUGGCAAAACAGCAUAAUGUUCGAGUUGUGACAGAAGCAUAUGGAGAACAAUUGUUUCUGAAGUUUUCUGUUGUCAUGAUAGUCUACCUCAAAUAUGGAUGCGCGUUUAUGAUGGCAUUGCAGAGCACUUUCAGUAUAGCGUGAUCAUCCGCUAAACUGUGUUGAAAUUUUGUACACUAACUCCUUGUAUGAUACACAGCUGUAAGACGGACAAUGUACUAGUUCAUCCUCAAUAUAUUGGGUUUUUUA